AUGAAUCUUCAAUUCGCAAUCAUCAUUCGUUGUGCUGACCUCGACUGUGGGACCGCUGUGUUUCUGAACAAGGGCCCUAGUGCAAGAGUGCGACUGUCUCACGACCACCAGAAAAGGACCCUGAAUUUUCCUUUUAGAGGGGAACAAGUCUCCAUCCUUUGUCUACCUGGCGACACUCGAAUUGAAGCUGUGAGCGGGCGUGCACGAGCUCUAACCAUUGUCCUGGAUUUAGUGACAAAGAUUUCCGAAUCAACUAUUGGCCUUCUUUGCAGGGACAUGCUCUUCAGCAAUCAGGGUCUCGACCUUGAAGAGGCGUCAUUCUGGCGAGCUUUCAGCCGACGCCGGCGGCUUCAGAGCUGUGAAGAACCCCAAAGAGACCAGGAACAGGGCCCAAUAAGCCAUUGA
This is a messenger RNA of Fusarium poae, 405 nucleotides long. RefSeq lists its product as uncharacterized. The record is from RefSeq and is a predicted model, not a curated record. The transcript has a single exon. Bases 1 to 405 code for a protein of 134 amino acids. NCBI's taxonomy places the organism in Eukaryota, Fungi, Ascomycota, Sordariomycetes, Hypocreales, Nectriaceae.